Messenger RNA from Strongylocentrotus purpuratus (purple sea urchin), 6929 nucleotides. RefSeq names its product exostosin-like 3 (gene extl3). NCBI's taxonomy places the organism in Eukaryota, Metazoa, Echinodermata, Echinoidea, Camarodonta, Strongylocentrotidae. Gene Ontology annotation, cellular component: membrane. The record is from RefSeq and is a predicted model, not a curated record. Gene Ontology annotation, molecular function: glycosyltransferase activity.
CCGUUGGCCGUGUAGUCUUAGUGGUAAACUAGAAAUUGAUCUGCUGAAUUUGAACAUGUCAUUGUCAAACGUGUAAAAGGGUAAAAAAGAAUAUAUUGCUAGUAUCGAUUUCAGCUAGUGCAAAACCAUAUUUCUGUCAAGUUUAAUCAAUGUACUUCACAAAUAUUUAUAAAUAGAUGCCUCCUUAUAUUUCUACAUUCUAACACAAUACCCCUUUGUGCAAUAUCAAUUGGUUUGGAAACUGGUCUAAUACCAGGUCCCGUCAGUAGAUAUACUAGCAUCACAUGGUGGAACAAUCUGAGAAUUGAUGAGACCGGGUUGAUUAAUGAGCACUUGAAAGGAAAGGUCAGUUCUUCCUAUGAUAAAUCUGUCUACCUUCAUACUUUACAUUCAAUGCAGUAGCCAUAACUUAUUUUAUAAUUUGCCUUCCAUCGUUAACCCUGAAUAUUUUUCCUUUCAAGGUUACAAUCUCCAAUAAUUUGUUGCCAAUUUGAUGAGCAAUUCAUAUGAGAAGUUUUCCAUGCAGUUGAUUGUAGUCAUAUUAGGACAAUGGAGAGAUAAAAAAAAAAGGGUAACAUUACAAAAGAGAUAUAGCAGGUGAAUACCACAUCCAUCCAAAGUUGGAAACUAAAAUUACGGCACAGAAAAGGAAGGAAGGAAACAAGCGUUGUCCUUUAAACCUUUUCCUCUGUUGAUAUUCCAGUCUGAGGUGCCUUUCUCUCUGCUCUGUCAUUGUCAUGUUAUGACAUCAUAACCUCACGAUUGAUUGCUAUAGCACACGGCUGUCUUGCCAUUCAAAAUGUCAAAUAAGACCUUCUAGGGUAUAGCAAUGUGUGAUGAAACAUCCUGUCUCUUCAAGACUUUCCAUGGAAUGAUUUUAACGGAAGGUUGUAAGGAAUAAAAGUUAAGAUUGGCAUUUUGUAAAACUUGUUAUAUUUAUAUUAUUAUAAGUGAAAACUUGUCUUAGCCUUUGAACUAAAACAAGGUGCAGUGCAUUGGUUGCCACAUGUUAUGAAAUAUGUAACUAAGAGAUGCUAAACUGUGAUUUCUACUUGUUCAAGGAGUAAUAAACAAAGGUUAUUACUUGUACAUGGAUUUAACGGGAAGGCAUGUAAUUGAUAUCAGUUAUUUGAUGCUCAUCUUAGAGUCUCCCGUGCCUCCAGGGUUCUCAGAGUAACCCAAUAUUAAGAAGCGAGAAGAGAAGUGAUGAUGGAUCUCAGGGUAGUUUCGUGUACAGCCAACCCUCCCUUCCAGCGGUGUGACUUUAGGACGACAGGCACUGUACGCAAUCUGUCGCAGAGAAAUAAUUGAAGGAUUAGGGUGCCCUCGUUGUUAGGGUAAGGUGUAGAGUGAUGUGUAAACAAAGUGGAGUUCAUAUUCAAAACUUUGAGGCUCUUCAAGAUAGAUUGAUGUACGAACUUGCCGGUAUUGCCUUUCUUUUUUUUCUUGAGAAGAGAAGUGCCGAUGUAGGAUGUGGAAGCAGAAAAUUUAAUUGUAAUUUUAUUAUUCACUGAGCUUCCGCUGUUUAUGUAACUAUGAUUAGUUAACUUUUAAUGUUAUUGCUAAAUUGUCAUUUGUAAUACCUUGUCAUAAGAAAUUAGCUUAACUAAAAAAAAUAAUGCCUAUAGAAAUGAAAAUACUAAAGAAACAUGCUCAUAUUGUCAUGAAUUUGAAUUGUAUAAUGAGAAGAAAAUUGGUGGAAUAGUUGAAUUAAUUGGUGAAGGAGAAUGGCUUUCAGUGAUUCCCAACCAUUGUGGGGGCCAAGUCAGACCAUGGAGUACCAGAGCAAGAGGGAGUUUACGCCUCCUAAAUCUCCUACGAAGAAUGUGAGUUUCUCCAAGUGGUUACUGCGAAGUGGCCAGCUGACGCGACUGAUCAUCAUGUUGUUGGUUAUGCUGAUUUUGCUUCCAUUGGUGACCCAUUAUUACCUGAGCAAUUCAGAUCUAGACUCACUAGAUCAAAGGAGUUUUAGUAUAACCUUGGAUGAAAUGAUUGCAUUGAAGCCUAGUGAGCUAAAGUCACAUCUAGUGGAGCUAUAUCGCAUUAAAAAUUCUGUUCAAAUGGAGUUGCGGCAGUUGGAGGAGAGGCGGAAAUUGUUGCAAGCUCAAGUCACGCGUUUGUCGAUGCAGUCGGAGCAAGCGCAGUCGGGGGUUCGCAGCGCCAUAGCAGAAAGAGAUCGCAUUAAGGAUCAGAUCCAACAGACGAUCAGAGAUCAGAGUGAGCUUGUAGAGAGGAGUCUUCGACACAUCUCUGCUCCUUAUCAGAUUCUACCUAAUCAAGAAGACAGUGGAGAUAUCGAGCCACCUAGUUUGCCUACACGAUGCUUGCAGCAUACAUGCUUUGAUUACUCAAGAUGCUCGCUCACGUCAAGAUUUCCAGUAUUUAUGUAUAAUUCUAAUGAUUUAUGGCGCGGUGGGAGCAAGUUAGACUCCACGAUAAAGCUGACAGUCACAAAUGCAUUUGGUCGCAGUUCUUAUCUAACGCGUGAUGCCAACUUAGCCUGUGUGUAUGUGGUGCUAGUGGGAGAGUUGGAGGAUCAGGGUCAUUCACCUAGUAGUCAUGAGCUUGAAGUAGGUCUACAUAAACUACCAUACUGGAGGCAUGAUGGUAGGAACCAUCUGCUCCUGCACCUUGUGAGAAGUCUUUCCAACAGGAACAUUCUGCAGAAUGUCAAUACAGGACGCGCCAUUGUUGUUCAGACACCCUUUGUGAAUUCACAGUUUCGCUCAGGGUUCGACAUCGUCGCUCCGAUGCUGCUUGGUCUUAGCUCUGAAACAGACUGGAAGGAAGUUCCUGCAGUUCCUGCCAGGAGGAAAUAUCUUAUUACAUAUCAGGGAUCAAAACCAACUCAGACUAUGGUGCAGACAGAAUAUGUAGACAACAAUGCCCCUCUCAGUAGGAGGCUUAAAGAUGUAGAUAGGACUAAAUCUGUGGAGGAUCUUAUGAUUCUAGAAAUGGAGAAACUGAAGUCUCUCUCGGAUGAUAAAGUCCACCUUGAUUUUACUUGUAAAUCCUUUAAAUCAUUUGAAGGCAUUGAUGCCUCAGACUGGAAACUAUGCAGUACAAAGAUAGAGCGGUUAAAGCUCUUAAAGCAAUCAACUUAUGUAAUAAUUUUAAGUCCAGGAGACCAUAUAGUAUCUUCCACCACUUUCUACACCCGCUUCUUUGAAGCCCUUCAAACUGGUGCAAUACCUGUCAUUGUAGGAGAGCAGAUGCAGUUACCCUUUAGUGAAUUUACUUGGAAUGAAGCAGCUAUAGUGCUUCCUCGUUCCAGAAUAACAGAACUCUACUUCUAUCUCAAGACAAUCCAAGACAAUGAUAUCCUCAAGCUCCGGAGACAAGGAUGGUUCCUAUGGACAACUUAUCUAUCAAAUACAGAUGCAGUCAUCAACGGCAUCCUUGCCAAUCUAAGAACUAGAAUAGGAAUUCCAGCCAACGUAGUGCCCCAGGAGAAAUCCCUUGAUCUGUUCACAGAGGACUUUCCUCAGAAGACGCAACGAGCGGAGCAGAUGUAUCCAGAGUCGGACGGUCUCCCACCCCCUGAGCUUCCUUUCCCCUCGCCAAAGUUCCUCAGGAAUUUCACCUCCAUUGCAAUGGACUCCCACUUCACAUGGAACAACCCCCCGGGAGCCCAGUACUUGUUCCCCUUCACUCCCUUUGACCCUGUCGUCCAUUCGGAUGCCAAGUUUGUGGGCUCGACCCUUGGGUUUCGUCCGAUAGGAGGUGGAGCUGGAGGCUCGGGCAAGGAGUUCCAGGAGUCUCUUGGAGGUAACGUCCCCAGGGAGCAGUUCACCAUUGUCAUGCUGACCUACGAGAGAGAGGCAGUGCUCAUGAAUUCCUUGAUCCGGCUCAUGGGAUUGCCUUUCUUGAAUAAGGUUGUGGUUGUCUGGAACUCCCCUGAGAUGCCACCUGCUGAUCUGGUCUGGCCUGAGAUUCAUGUUCCUAUAAAGGUGGUGAAGACAACGGUGAACAGUCUGAAUAACCGCUUUCUGCCUUAUGAUGAGAUUGAGACGGAAGCCAUCCUGUCCCUGGAUGAUGAUGCUCAUCUCAGACACGAUGAGAUUCUCUUUGGUUUCAGAGUGUGGCGGGAAUCCCGAGACCGCGGGGGGUUCCCGGGUCGCUACCAUGCGUGGGAUCUCAACUAUCGCAAUGGAUUCCUCUACAGUGCCAACUACUCCUGUGAACUGUCCAUGGUUUUAACAGGUGCUGCCUUCUUCCACAAAUACUAUACCUAUUUAUACUCCUACGUGAUGCCCCAGCCCAUUAGAGACAAGGUGGAUGAAUACAUGAACUGUGAGGACAUCGCAAUGAACUUCCUCGUCUCGCAUGUGACUCGCAAGCCACCUGUCAAGGUGACGUCCCGUUGGACAUUCCGCUGCGCUGGAUGCCCCGAAGCACUCUCCAUGGAUGACUCUCACUUCCAAGAGAGACACAAGUGCAUCCAUUCUUCACUAAGGUGUAUGGCUACACCACCGCUUCUUUUCACACAGUACAGGGUGGACUCUGUGCUAUUCAAAACCCGUAUUCCACACGAUAAGCAAAAGUGCUUCAAAUUCAUCUAGGAGACAGUUCAUCACCUGGCUGGCAGAGGGCGUUAGCUCAAAUUUCAGGUCAAAAAUGAAACGUUAAGCAGAAGGGCGUUAGCACUAAAAUCGCCUCAAACUUUUAUAAAACUGACUUUUUUCUGAGAAAAAAAAUGUGGCCGUUUUCUACUAUAACAUUUCUAUAAGUUUUAAACCAAUUUUGGGGACGGAAAGCAGUUUAAAUAUUAAACAAAUCUUUAAAUGUGAAUAAUUUGAAAAAUAGUUUUUGAGUCACUCACGCGCUAACACCCUUCUGCCAGCCGGCCGACGAGUUGUGGACAGUUCCAUACAUGACUUAUUUACACUCCGUAUUAAGUGGACUCGGUGUUAUUCAAGACCUGUAUUGCACAUGGUAAUCAGGGGGGUGUUUCACAAAGAUCCAAAGUUUAAUUUAUCUCUUAGUUGGACUUAAAAAUUAUGGAAAGCCAUCAGCAUCUUUGAAAAUAUUUUGUAAAAGUUAUUUUAAAAGGCAUAAAAUGUUAAUCCGAAAAUUAAUAUUUUCUAUUAUCAAGGAGAUUUCAUGUUUUUGAUGUGGAAUUUAUGAAAAGUCUAAAAUACUUAAAUGUUUCCUUUUGAAUAUAUUUCAUUUUAAGGCUACAAAUGGCUCUCCAUAAUAUUCAAGUCCAACUUAGAGUUAAUUUAGACUUACAGUGUAGGAUCUUUGUGAAACACCCCCCCAGGAGUGCUUCAAAUUCACCUGAUAACGGUUUAUACACCAAGGUAUAGGGUUAUAAACUGCUUCUUAUUAAUUGAUUUCUCUUACAUUUUAUGUCAUAUUGCUGGGUUAUGUUUGAAUUAUAAUUAUUUGCCAAGGCCAGAUUUCCAAAUUUAUUGUGUAGUAACUUUUUAUACAGUUAUGAUAAUCAUUCAUGCGUAUUUUGCACCUGUAAUUCAGCUACCGGUACUAAUCAUUACAACUCAGAAAAAUGUGUGCAGCUCAUAUUAUAGGAAAGGUACAGGUCAACUUUGUUUCUGUGAACUGCAAUUGCUGGUGGCAUGGCUUUUAAUUCCAUUCUGAGAAUUUGGGAUGAAAUUGAAGUAGUGCAAGUUGAAACAUAACACCGUUUUAUUCUGUUCUUUGACUUUUGUUCAGAUCUUUAAUUUUGUAAGAAAUAUAAAACAUUUCGGACCCUCUUUAUCCACAAUGAAUUUACAUAGGUAUGUGAGUAGAAUCUCAGAAAUUUAUAUCAAAAGGUAAUAGGCGGGAAUUCUAUUCUAUUAAAGUAUUUAUUAUAAAAAGCAGGUUUACAUUAAGUCUUGAUAUAGUAAUUAAACGUGCCAUGGGAAUCACCCCUUCAGUAUGUAAUUAUGUUGAUAGAAUAAUAAUCAUUGGAGUUGAACAAUAAUAAUCAGUACUAAUAAUAUUCAAAUUACAGUUGAAAUUAUUUAGAAGGUAACAUAUAAUGUUGAUAAUGUAGGUGAUGGGGUUCUAUUAUGGAGUUGUUUUGGAGAGAGAAUACUUUCAUGAACCUUUAAAGUAAAGUAUAUACCUUCCAAUCAUGUCCUCAAAAGUACAAUUACAGAUAUACACCAACUGGAGUUUCAGUGACUAAUACUUAAUCUAAUUGUUCUAUGAUAUUUAUGUUUUAAGUUAAUAUACUAAUAUUUAAAAUGUAAGUUAUGUGAGGGAGAAACAAGAUAUGUUUCCUUCGGUAUUGCAAGAGAAAAAAGUGUCGGGUUCAAUUGUUAUUUGGUUAUGGGUGAGAGGCAGACAUGUUGUUUGAAUUAAGAUUUCUUAAUUUCUUUUUGGUAGAUUUAUUUUGUCAAAAGAGAUUAUCUUUGAUUUAAUGGGAUCCAGACAGUGCCCAAUAUUUUCCUUUUUUUUGGCUCUUUUUACAGCCCAAUUUGAGAGGGGAAAAUGUGCAAAGUACACAUGCAUGUAUCAAAACACUCAUUUGCCAAAAGAUUUUUAGCCUUUAUGAUAGCCAAGAAAGAGAAAAGUAGGCACUAUCGGGAUCCCCUUUUAAGAUAUAAAGGCUAAAGUCUACACUUUAUUUUUUUAAAUUUUUUGUUCAACUCCAUUGUUGCAUGAGGUAUAACACAGAAAAGUUUUUGCCUAUUUCUGAUGUACAGCGAUCUUGCUCUAUAAAGAUACAUUGAUAUGAUAUAAGAAAUUUUGAAAUUGAAGAAGAAAAGAAUUACAUUCUGCUUACAUGUUACUAUACAUGUGAUGGCUGAAAUUGAUGAAGUUGAAAAAUGAAUUGGGGUCAUUGGAAUAGGUGUUAUCAUUUUUUCUUCUUCUUUUUCUGCACAUAGUUAUGUGUUAUACCAAAGCAUUUGUUGUUUUAUAUGAAUAUAUUUUGUUCUGAAAAUGAAGUAUUAAAUCAUGAAUUGUUUUAAACUUGA